CAUCACUUCUGGGCAUUGACUGGCGCAACUGCUGGGCACUGACUGGCAGCACUGCUGGGCUGCACUGAUGGGCACUGGUGGGGCACUGGUGGGCACAGGGUGCGUGGCACUGGUGGGCACAGGUGGGUGGCACUGCUGGGCAUAGAUGGGUGGCACUUCUGGGUGGCACAGGAAGGCGCACUACUGGGCACAGGUGAGUGCACUGCUUGACACAGGAGGGCGCACUGCUGGGCACAGGUGGGUGGACAGGUGGGUGGCACUGCUGGGCACCGAUCAUCGGGGCACU
Molecule: messenger RNA, 286 nt
Organism: Staurois parvus
Lineage: Eukaryota; Metazoa; Chordata; Amphibia; Anura; Ranidae
Source: the annotation of a GenBank genome assembly